UUUUAUUUUGAGGUUAUGCAUUCCUAUCUAAGGUUGGUCAUUAGUUUGUGUCGUAAAUAAAUGGAUAUAAUAACAAACAAUCGGUGUUGCAAUUGAAUUGUAUUUGUCUUAAACGCUCCAGAUAAGUUUAUUGAGCAAGCAUAAUAAAUGUAGGGUAUUUGUAAGAUAAUUGAUGGACAGCUGUGAGUGUCAUCGUUGGACAAUCUGAAGAUCUGAAGUAACCUGUAAACUGUGGGUCUUCAACUAAAAUGGCGUCAAAUAUCACCAAAGUUGAUAACACGCUUUAGAUAACAGCGGGACGACUCGCUGUAUAAUGAUUGUUCGCGACCAAACGCGCACGUUUUGGCGAAAAAACGAGACUUCGUGGUGCGUUUUAGGGUCGACACGAUAAACUGACUAUAUCACUACCGAACUAUAACGAAAAAACGAAGGCGCACGAUUGACUCGAGGGAUUGACUCGCUAUUUGGAAGACGGACGUUUAGUAAUCGAACAUAGUACGCUCGGAAUCCCAAUGGCCCAAAUCAUGAACCAGAAGAGAGGCCGUGGUACGGCCGCUGUUGGGGAAACCUCCAGCACAGGCUCCCAGAGUGGAUCAUCCAGCCAAUUAUCCAGACUGCCUACACCAGGAACACUUACUGAUGAACUUGCUGCAUUAUUUGAGUGUCCUGUUUGUUUUGAGAUUGUAUUACCUCCUAUCAUGCAGUGUCAGGUUGGGCACCUGGUCUGCUCUAGCUGUAGACCAAAAUUAUCUUGCUGUCCAACAUGUCGUGGAACAUUAGGUGAUAUCCGAAACUUGGCAAUGGAAAAGGUGGCAAACAACUUAAUGUUUCCUUGUAAACACAAACAAACUGGUUGCCGGAUGUCACUAGGUUUAAAUGAAAAAGCUGAACAUGAAGAAGUAUGCGAAUUUAGACCUUACAGUUGCCCUUGUCCGGGUGCAUCCUGUUCUUGGCAGGGUCAACUGGAGAAGGUGAUGGUUCAUCUGCAGCACGCGCACCAAAAUAUUACUACCCUUAAUGGAGAGGACAUCGUCUUUUUAGCCACGGAAAUUAAUUUACCCGGAGCCGUUGACUGGGUGAUGAUGCAAAGUUGUUUUGGACAUCAUUUCAUGCUCAUUUUGGAAAAACAGGAAAAAUGCGACGGGCACACACAAUUUUUUGCGAUCGUUCAACUUAUUGGUUCACGUAAACAAGCCGAACAUUUUGCUUAUAGAUUGGAAUUGAAUGGUAAUAGACGCAGAUUGACAUGGGAAGCGAUGCCUCGAUCGAGUCACGAAGGUGUUGCGUCGGCAAUAAUGGGAUCAGAUUGUUUGGUAUUUGAUACGUCGAUCGCCCAACUAUUUGCUGAUAACGGAAAUCUCGGUAUAAACGUUACCAUAUCUGUAGUGUGCUAAGAAAAGACGUUCGAUUCUAAUUAUUAAUUCUUUUUUAAGCCCGUUCGAUCGCGUUGGUUCCAUCGUAUUUUUCAUUAAUUUUAUUAAUUUCAUGUUUAAAAAGUCGUAUAUAUGUAAUGUGGUCCUGUAAUUUUGCGUUUGAUUGUGUUAUGAGCUUCGAAGUCCGCUGGUUUCGGUGAUUCGUUUCCUGAUGCGCAAUUUUUUCGGCGAAACAAUGAUUAAAUAGCUCACAAGACUCUCAAUGAGUGUUGUUUCGAGCAAAAAUUGCGUUUCCUAUAAAUUAAUUAAUGGGGAGAUGAAAAACAACCAUCGAGCGAGUACAGUUUUAUGUAAUUCAACCUUAACAAUGUGAAAAUGGUUUUAAAAUUAUUAAUUAUUGAUUUUUCACGUUUCCGUUUGAAACGAUCUGUUCCGUCUGUUGCGGUCACGUCAAAGUGGUGGUAUUAUACGAAAAACCUUAUAAGGUAGCAGUAUUAAAAUGAAAGCGGCGAUGUGAUAGAUUUUUAUUUUCACACGUGACCACCGAAAUAAGCCGCUGUAUAAUAGCAUCACAUUAUGCAUGUAGUUUGCACAUAUAAUAUUAAUUAACCGAGGGAACGUUCUACAGGCUGAGCGCUGUACCAUGCAGGGAUUAAUCGACAAAUAUCUUCGUUUUUUUUUUAAUAACCGUAACCCUAUGGGCGACGCAUCCUCAUUGACACGUACGUCAGCGAAGGACUUUUUGUUGUAUGUGAUAAAUAGCAACUAGUAUUUUUAAGUUUAAGUUUUUAAGAGUGGUAUCAUUGUUCAGUAAAAUAUAUCUACUUAUCAGUAAUGUAAAUACAAUCUAGAUUUGAGCCUACUUAAUAAAUUUUAUCUUUUA
Molecule: messenger RNA, 2256 nt
Organism: Onthophagus taurus
Lineage: Eukaryota; Metazoa; Arthropoda; Insecta; Coleoptera; Scarabaeidae
Gene: sina
Product: seven in absentia
Biological process (GO): multicellular organism development; proteasome-mediated ubiquitin-dependent protein catabolic process
Cellular component (GO): cytoplasm
Molecular function (GO): zinc ion binding; ubiquitin conjugating enzyme binding; ubiquitin protein ligase activity
Source: RefSeq, a predicted model, not a curated record